UCACAAUAGUCAUUAUUUGCCAAUUUUUCCCUCGUCCAGACACGUGUUAAAGCUCAACGGAAAAAUGAGUAAAAGUAAAGUUAAAUAUUCAUCAAGCAAGGAAUACAUUGAUGAAAGUAGGAAUGAACUCGUGCUGACAGAAUUCGAAGUUCUUAAUGCUGAAGCCACAGACUUCCCAGGAAAUCAUCAUGGGUUUGACGACAGUUGGAGUUUUGAAAAGUUCAAAAAGAGGCUCAAAAUUAACAUUGUCCGCAUGGAAAAUAUGGAAAUGGAGUUUGAUUUGAUUGGUGUUGAUCCAGCCAUACCAAAUGCUUUUCGUCGUAUUUUGCUGUCUGAUAUUCCCACCAUGGCCUUCGACAAAGUCUUCAUGUUCAACAAUACCUCAAUCAUCCAAGAUGAAGUCUUGGCCCACAGACUGGGACUGAUACCAUUGAAAGCUGACCCAAGAUUGUUUGAAUUCAGAGCUGAAGAUGAUGAUACUGGGACUCCUGAAGAUACACUUGAAUUUGAGUUAAAAGUGAAAUGUUCGUGGAAUCCUCAAAGGACUAAAGAUCAUACAAAUCCUGAACACUUGUACAGGGAUUUCAGAGUUUUGACAUCUCAUUUGAAAUGGAUUCCACUGGGUGGCCAAAAAGAUAUCUUUACCCCUGAUGCAGUUGGACCAGUUGACGAUAACAUUCUAAUCGCAAAAAUGAGACCUGGUCACGAACUUGACAUCAAAUUGCACGCAAUGAAAGGGACCGGACGAGAACAUGCAAAAUUCUCACCCGUUGCUACCGCAUUUUACCGUCUCCUACCACAAGUGAAACUUCUUAAGGAAGUGGAAGGUGAAGCUGCCCAAAGAUUACAAAAGUGCUUUUCCCCUGGGGUUAUUGAUUUGGUCGACUCAGGUGAAAAGAAGGUUGCCAAAGUCAACGAUGCCCGAUAUGACAUCUGCAGCCGCAACGUAUUCCGUCACGAAGAUCUAAAAGAGGACACUGUAAAGCUGACCCGAGCACGCGACCAUUUCAUCUUUUACAUCGAGUCUACUGGAGCACUGGCGCCGGAGGUCCUCUUCACUGAAGCCGCCAAGAUCCUGUCACAAAAAUGCCGUGUAUUUUUGGAUGAAUUGAAGAAUGGACUGUAGGAAUGUUAUCACCCAGGAUUCCAGCCGAGUGACCCAGAACUGCAUUUAGAAACCGAAACCGGAGCUUUUCAAACGGAAGGAAGGGAAGACUUAUUUAAAAAAUUUGAGGGGUGGAGGCGAGCAACUAAUUCUUCCUGGUUUUACGGAAGGAUACCUAUCCUUUUUCAUAUGUUCCUUUCCAUCGCUAUUUUUAUUUGCCUUCUGCAACAAUGGCUUCUGUUUGUUUCGCUACUGGUUUUACGAAACGUUGGCGCUAGACUUGCUAGAUAAGCUGUAGUAGCCUCUUAUUGACCUUGGAUCCUAAGGUUUUGAUUGUUUUGGAUGUGAACCGAGAUGUUCCUCCUUCUAAUGUUCUUCUUCCUUCCUUCUCACAUUUUGUUUACACCGCCAAUUCGUUUUAGCCCAUUGUGGAAUAUGCGUAGGUGGUGCCAAGAAAGUCUAGGCAGAUGAGAUGAAGGAAAUGGGAAGAAGAACAAGAAGUGUAUUCUGUUUUGUUUUUUAUCUCCUCUCCCUUUCUCUUUCCCUUCUUCUUCUUCCUAUUUUCUUUUCUCUCUUUCUCUUAAGUCUAUUUCUCAUUGACCGUGGCAUCUAAAUUUAGUGCUCGUGGAAGCUUGUGGAAGCUUGCGAGCUUGUGGAAGAGUUUUGUUUCGGACGUAGAGCACUCGGGUCGCUUUCCAUCUCCACGUUCACUACAAGUACAGUCGACGACGCACUCUGCUUGGUGGCCGGACGAAAGAAAAACCGUCUCCCUCAAUCAAAAGACCCCUUUCCCCCAUCUGGGCCGAUCGUGAAGUUGUUAAUUAGGGAGAUCUUUUUUCUCAUUUGGACUUGGCUGGACAA
Molecule: messenger RNA, 1966 nt
Organism: Daphnia pulex (common water flea)
Lineage: Eukaryota; Metazoa; Arthropoda; Branchiopoda; Diplostraca; Daphniidae
Gene: Polr1C
Product: DNA-directed RNA polymerases I and III subunit RPAC1-like
Exons: 9
Coding region: 65-1126 (353 amino acids)
Biological process (GO): DNA-templated transcription
Cellular component (GO): RNA polymerase III complex; RNA polymerase I complex
Molecular function (GO): protein dimerization activity; DNA binding
Source: RefSeq, a predicted model, not a curated record